AUGCCCUUAAACAUAGACGUUGAUUCUUCAUUCAUAACAAUAACGAUAUAUGUUACCACCACCACAAUUCCGGCGGAGCUACGCCCCUAUCUCGAAAUUUAUAUGGAAUCAUUCUUCAGUCUUCCAUUGAAUGUUGAAACAGAAGACGGUGAACGUAAACAAUUAACGUAUGAAGAAGUUGUAUCAGAACUGAAUAAGGAUACAGUGUCAUACACAUAUUCGUUGGGUGUGAAUGGAUCGUUCGAGGAGAUGGUAUGCCUGCAGAUUAAAGUCGAGGCUAGUAAGUACGAAAAUGGUAUUCGAUGGUUGCGUAACUUGUUAUGGAAUACCGAAUUUACGGCCGAAAGGCUUAAAAUCUGCGCCACAAAAUUAUUUAAUGACAUACCGCAAUCUAAGCGUGAUGGUUAUAGCAUGUCUGCGACAGUAUUGCAACUUAUUCACUACGAUCCUGCCAAAUCAAACAAAUACGCAUUGUCCGUUCUGAACCAAGAAAAGGUCCUACCGAACACCAUUCAGUUGUUGGAUGACGACCCUGAUAGAGUGAUCGAGGAGUUUUAUCGGCUCAGAAAGAUCUUGACCUCACCGGAGAACUUUAGAGUUCAUGUGAUUGGUGACAUCUUAAAGUUAAAUCAACCGAAGACUAGUUGGAUUGAUAAUUUUAAGAUCAUUCCUGAUAUAAAACAUUUAUCCCCUGUUCCAUCAGCACGGGAUGUGCUAACCGAGUACGGACGUCACCCCGGUAAUAAGGGAUAUGUUAUAGAAUUAUCGGCGAUUGAAAAUCAGAUCAAAUUAUACGCAAAUAUAAGUAAUGCUUAUACAUUAAAUGAAAAAUUUUUCAUUAAAAUAGGUCCGACGACAUAUGACUCUCCGGAUUUAGCACCUCUAUUGGUGUUGUGCGAAUUGUUGCAUACAAUGGAAGGAAUAUUCUGGAGAUUGAUACGUGGACAAGGACUGGCUUAUAGUGUUGGACUAAAGGUCGGCGUUGAGUCGGGUCACAUCUACCUUACCAUAUAUCGGUCGCCUGACUCUUACAAGGCUUACGAUCAAGCAAGACAGGCUGUCCACGAUUUAGCUGAGAGAAAGAUCGAAUUCGAUAAAUCCGGAUUAGAUGGUGCAAAGUGUGGAGUUAUUUAUGGCUUGGUUAAGAGUGAGAGUAAUAAUCAAAGAGCGGCAAGUGAAUCAUUUGCAUUGCAAGUUUUGAAAAAUGUAGAUCCCACAUACAAUAGAAUAUUAAUUUCUAAAGUUCAGGAUGUAAAUAUUGAUGAUCUUUACGAGAUGCUUUCGAAAUACAUCAUCAAUUUAUUCUUACCUGGAAGUUCGAGCGUCGUGGUCGUUUCCGCGCCCGGUAAAGUUGAGGAUGUCCGAGAGGGGUUUAAUUCUCAUGGAUUUAAACUAGAUGUCAAGAAUCUAAAUGAUGUUCUAGAAUAA
This is a messenger RNA of Acaulospora colombiana, 1428 nucleotides long. The record is from the annotation of a GenBank genome assembly. NCBI's taxonomy places the organism in Eukaryota, Fungi, Glomeromycota, Glomeromycetes, Diversisporales, Acaulosporaceae.